AUGGAUUCAGACGACGAAAUUACUUUAUCAAAUCAUGCUUUAGCAGCUUUACAGGAAUUCAAAAAGGAAGAAAAGGACAGGUUAGAAACUUUCGAAAAACUAUACAAACAAUCAGAAGAAAAGUUCGAGGAAAGAAAACUCACUAUUGACCUCUUUCAAGAAGACUGGCAAUUAUCCCAAUUUUGGUAUAGCGACGAGACCUCCAAUAUUCUAGGUAAAGCCUUAUUGGAAGGUGCAGAUAGUGAUACUGUCAUAGUAAUUGCUAGUGCUCCUGCGGUGUAUGCUGCUAUCUUGAACUUCCCUGAAGAAGACCUCCCCACUAAACAUAUAUAUUUACUCGAGUUUGAUAAUAGAUUCAAAGUUUUAGGGAAAGACCACUUUUUCCAAUAUGAUUAUAAUUUCCCAGAUCAGAUUCCUGAAGAGUUGAGAAACAAGUGUCACAGAUUAUUGAUCGAUCCACCAUUUUUAGAAGAGGAGUGUCAAAAUAAAUCUGCUCAAGCUGCAAGAAACCUCUUGGUAAAAGACAAAAAUUUGAAAACAAAAGAGGGUGAUUUACAAUUCAAAUUAAUCUCUUCCACUGGUGAAAGAAUGAAUGAAGUCGUCAAAAAAAAUUAUCCAGAAACUAAGGUUACUAACUUCUACCCAGAGCACAAAAAUGGAUUGAGUAACGAAUUCAGGUGUUAUGCAUCUUUCGAAUGUAGCUACUGGAAGUUUGAGUGA
This is a messenger RNA of Yamadazyma jaroonii, 720 nucleotides long. The record is from the annotation of a GenBank genome assembly. Lineage: Eukaryota; Fungi; Ascomycota; Pichiomycetes; Serinales; Debaryomycetaceae.